CCUCCACUCCACCCGCACCACCCCCACCCCCCGGGACAUGCAGGGGAGGGGGUCGCAGAAAAGAAGCAGGAAGGGGAGGGGAGGGGGGGGUAAAGGGAAAGGUUUCCCACAGGCACAAGGGCCACGGCCACCGUACACUGCCCACCGAUCCCGAUCACCAGCCAGUCGGGGCGCCAGAGUCAAAGCGGACAGGGACUUUGGGACUUUGGGGCUUUGGGACUUUGGGACAAUGUGGAGGAGGCACACAGGACAGGGCCACCGGAGGGGGUCCGGCCUUGGACAGGGCCCCAGAAAAAAAGAUACUUGGCGCAAACGUAGGUCAGAGAGUACGUACUUACACAUCCGUCCAGCCCAACCCAAUCCAAUCCAGGCCGUGCCUCGUUCCUUCCUUUGCACAUCCACAUUCCCUGUCGAACUGGAACUGGUUCUGGAACUGGCACCACACUUGACAGAGGAGUGAAGAAUGAAGCAAAUAUACGGACUAAUGUGUACGGUAAUGGCUAAUCUCUCUUUUAAUCUUUCGGCCUGCUUCAAUUGUCACGCUCUCCUUCGUCUCUUCCCUCAUCUCGCGGCCAGACUCCCAGAGCUGUCGUUGAGCUAGUCCUCUUCCCAACCCCCAUCCCCAUCCAGUUCUACCUCACCGUUGCUCGUCAUCCACCGUCUAUCAUCACCAUCCCCCAAAACACCCACUCCUGACUUCGUGUUGAAGUAGACCUUCUCGUCCGCCUCCACCGCACUUCGUGUCUGGCCCCCUUGAAAGGCCUCUCUCUUUUCUGUCCUCCCAAUCCUCUGGUGGCUCCAGUCGAGCUGCUGCACGGCCCGCCCUUUCGUGAACACCAAGCUGUCUCGCCUGCCAGGCCAGACACGCCUCCCGUACUUCUUCCUCGAACAGGGCCCCCUCUCCGACCCAGAGGAGCUUCUCUGGACGUGGAGCUCGAUCGAACGGACGACACUUUCCUGACAAAAAGGACCACGCUCGGGCAGAUAUCGAGGGUUGCGUGAGACGGUACGGCUUCUCGCGGUGGGGCACCAAAGCUGUUGAAAAACGUCACCUGGUCACCUGGUGCUGCUGGCUCCCACCUGAUAAUUCAGUUGCUGUCACUGGCCCCAGAAAGUGCAAACCGUGAACAAUCCCUUGGGGAUGUCAGUGGCUACCUCUGACUGGGCAUUGACUCAAAGUGGACAAUAGGAAGUGGUCAAGACAAGGAAGCUCGCUCCGGACGGUCGUGCACUAGUGAGCAGCUCGCCGGAUCUUGUCGACAGCACCCUCGAAUGACCAACCGCCAUCCAUAAGACAACACGAACGGUGGACCCGCCAGAUUUUGACAAUGGUCGAUCGACUCGGAAACUUCUACUACACCACCUAAACCAUCAGACUCCUCGAGCCCUCUAGGCUCGCCCCAAAAACCAAGCGAACGAACGAACGAACCCACCCCAUUUUUACCGACAGCACUUUCUGUGCAUAAUUCCAUGUCUUCUACUUUGACAGCGACUACUUUGAACAACGGCUUCCGUUUCUCCCCUCCUAGAUCCUCGAGCCACCAGAAUCGAACACCACUUUCUUCAAACCGAUUUGCAGGCAAGGCUGCUCAUCGCCACACAGGCAGCCUCAGUGCUCACCCUGGUUACAAGAUGAGUGCCGUCUACCAUGGCCCUCAGGCGGUAGCAUAUGAAAGCCGCUUGCCAGCCCACGAGCAUCAAACGCUGGCCCAUAUCGAGAGAUCACGGCCUUACGCGCAAGAGGUUCACCAUGGGGUAGACAACCACGAUAGACACCCUUCACAGAAUCCGUUCCAGCAGUAUCAACCACAGGUUCCUCCACAGGCACGACACCUGGUCAACUCGGCAUCACAUCCUGGAUCGAGGAUCCCAACUCGACCUUCGACACCGAAUUCAACCCAUUCCAGCCGUCCAGCCUCGGGCACGAAUUCUGCGAAUGGAGAUGUCCAGUCCAUGGUCCUGCACAGCCUGCAAGUCCCUGCUUGCAUAAGUCCAAAGGGGGGAAAUCUGGCAGACUUUGCUGCACAGUUGACUUGUCUUUUCUGGUUCGAGUCGCCCAAGAUAUUAGAAACUGCCGAGACCAUUCGAUCUACACCCAAGGAAACCCCAUUACCACGUCUGGCCAAGACUGCCUUUCCAGCUGAGGCCUUCAAGAAAUGGGUUCAGACGGUCUUGUCCACCACGCAAGUCACGCAAAACGUGAUACUGCUGGCUUUGAUGUUUGUUUACAGGCUCAAGAUGACCAACCCGUCGGUGAGAGGGCGACCUGGGAGUGAGUAUAGGCUGCUUACCGUGGCUUUGAUGCUGGGCAACAAAUUUUUGGACGACAACACGUACACCAACAAAACUUGGGCCGAGGUGUCAGGUAUCUCUGUGCAGGAAAUCCACGUUAUGGAGGUCGAGUUCUUAAGCAACAUGAGAUAUGCUUUGCUUGCGUCAAAAGAGCAGUGGGAGGAGUGGCUCGACAAGCUUGGUGCCUACUUCGAGUUCUGGGCCCGUGUGACCCGGCCGGCGUCCCCUGCUAUGGUACCACCAUCGCCGACGCUAUUCAUUCCGUCACCCACGAUCGGAAAGGGCUACUCUCCUCUGCCGUCUCCUACAAGCUCUCUCCAGGCCACGCAGGCUCUCUACACAUCAAGGUCCCCCAAGUACUCACCUCCUACCCACUCCAACCACAACACGGUCUACCAGCAGCCUCUUUUCGUGUCGAGCAACGGGAACAACGUUUCGCCCCUGGCGAACAGGCCUGAUCUCGGCAACAACAGGAAGAGGUCGUGGGAUGAGGAGGCUGUCGACCCUCCAGCGAAGCGUGCUUACAGGGCACCUCAGCAACAGAUGACAGCCGCCGUGAUGUCAUCUUCGACCCCGAACACGAAACCGCCUCCGGACCCUCGACGUCUACCCAUUCCUAACCUCACACUAAACACCGCACAUCACGCGCCGCCUGUGACUCAAGCCCAGUACCCCUCGGCCGCAUACCCGAUGCAACAGGCGGCCGCCACGCUUUCCUUGCCUCCCCUCGAGCCUGGAAUGCGAGCCAUGUCGACCGUAUAUGCGCCACCGACGACCUCUUGGGCACCUCCCAACAGUGGCUCGUCACAACCGACCAUGCCGUCCGCCCCAGUUCUCACAACGCCGACCUCGCACUACCCCCCGACGUCGAACGCAGCGUAUGGCACACCCACGAAACGACUCAGCCCGAUCAACACUAUUGGGACCGCUAAUUAUAAUGGGUCAUCUCCGAUGCACGAGCAUUUCUCUCACAAUGGUUUCGCGACCCCAAUUUCUCACUCGCCAUCUGUCUACCUGCAGCAGCGCGACAGUCCUUACCGACCAAUCCGGCAUGUCCAUACUCUCCUCAACCCGCCACCGUCUUCCAGCUUGCAGGGCUACCACCUGCCAGCCAUCGCACCGAGCCAGAUGCACUACCAGCCAAUUGGCAGGAGGGACGAUUAUCGAACCGGAAUCGUGCCCGAGUACCGGAAUCAGGCUGUCUAUGCUGGUAACCCACGGAACCAGGGCAUGACGCCUGUGCCGUCCGUGCCUGGCCAGCAACGAUAUCCGAAUCUGGUUAACUAGAAGUACACCGGACCUCGCGAUAUGGGGCAGCUCAGUUAUUGGCCGCCAUGGGCUCCAGGGCCAUCUCCUUAUGGCCCCGUACCUUAUUGAGGCGGUUUGUAAUUUUACAUGAUCACAUCGUGAUCACAUCAUCUCAAGACUCUUCGCAUCCGCAUUCGCAUGGAUUAGGCGUUCAUUUGGAAGGGAAAUAAUGCGCAGCAGCAAAUUUUGCAUCGGAAGCGCAGCGCGUGGGAACAAUCGCGCUCUCCAGCAGCAUAGCAUUUGUGGGCUUUGCGAUCGAUCUUUUGUCCAGAGUUUCACGGCUGAAUCAAAUCAUGAUGGCUCAAUGAAAAAAAAAAAGGAUGAGGAAAACGGAUCGUAUUGCAUUUCGGGACACAAGUCCUCAGUUUUAGAACCUCGACCAGCGGUGAUCGUCUGGCUCGUCGCAUACAGUCUACACCAAGACUGGACACCAAUGAAGUGAAAUAUGACGGCAUUCAGCCAAAAUUGCAAAA
Diaporthe batatas is the source of this 4073-nucleotide messenger RNA. RefSeq lists its product as uncharacterized. Gene Ontology annotation, molecular function: protein kinase binding; cyclin-dependent protein serine/threonine kinase regulator activity. The record is from RefSeq and is a predicted model, not a curated record. The transcript is spliced from 3 exons. Gene Ontology annotation, biological process: regulation of cyclin-dependent protein serine/threonine kinase activity. The coding region runs from base 1471 to 3579 and encodes 702 amino acids. Gene Ontology annotation, cellular component: cyclin-dependent protein kinase holoenzyme complex; nucleus. Lineage: Eukaryota; Fungi; Ascomycota; Sordariomycetes; Diaporthales; Diaporthaceae.